Molecule: messenger RNA, 822 nt
Organism: Saxophila tyrrhenica
Lineage: Eukaryota; Fungi; Ascomycota; Dothideomycetes; Mycosphaerellales; Extremaceae
Exons: 1
Coding region: 1-822 (273 amino acids)
Source: RefSeq, a predicted model, not a curated record
AUGGCAUGGGACCCACUCGCGCCACUGGAGCUGUACCUCCAGAGAUUCUGCAAACGCUCACGACUCUUCACGACCAAGAACUGGCAGUAUGGCUGUCUGCUGAGCGGAAUGCUCAGCUUCAUGUUGGCUUUCCUCAAUCUGGUUGCGGCAGAUUUUCUUCCACCUCUGUCGCCAACCCGGGAUGCUGAGUUCGUCCACAACUUCUACCAUUCGAAUAAGGCAGGCAUGCACGCAACCGUUCCCAUGCUGCUCAUAUCAGGUGGUCUCUACAUCCCGUACUCAGCGCUCAUCUCCCGACAACUACGACGCAUACCGAACCUAGAUCCGAUGAUACCAGACCUACAAUUCGGAGCCGCUGUGGCUGGCAUUGCGUGCUCGUUCAUGACUCCGGCACUUUUCUGUGGCAUGACCGUCUUCCGGGACUACAGCCCAGAGCUGACACUGCUCAUCAGCGAUCAGCUGUGGCUGAGCCUCUUCGAACCGUGGACGACCUUCUGGGUUCAAGGUUGGGCAAUCGCAUGGGCGAUUUUUUCCGAUGACAGUCCGAAUCCAAUAUUUCCGAAGAUAGCCGGUCUGGUCAAUUUCGCUGUACCCUUUGCGUACUUCUCCUUCGUUGGGAUCCACAUCGUAUACAGCGGCCCUUAUGCGUGGAAUGGAGCACUUACCUUCUGGUUUCCUGCCGUAGCGUUUGGCCUCCAGGUCGGCAUGGACUGUUAUUACAUGUUCUGGAACAUAUGGAACAUGGCAGACGAGCCAGUCUCUCCAUCAUCCACGAGUACCAUCGGAUCCGAACAGAAGGAGGCUUCGGUCGCAGAGGCGUAG